Aspergillus tanneri is the source of this 270-nucleotide messenger RNA. RefSeq lists its product as uncharacterized. The coding region runs from base 1 to 270 and encodes 89 amino acids. The record is from RefSeq and is a predicted model, not a curated record. The transcript has 2 exons. Lineage: Eukaryota; Fungi; Ascomycota; Eurotiomycetes; Eurotiales; Aspergillaceae.
AUGGGCUUUUGCGGGGGCCCAUUGGGGCCCAUCGUGGGCCUGAUGGUUGGGCUUGGGCCUGAAAUCCGGGCCAUCAGCCCACAGUGGCGAGACUACACCAAGAUUGAACUUCAAUUUUCCCCAAGUCCUCCAGAGAGCAUUUUCAAGCCUAACGCCCUUAUCGAACGCUUUCUUUCUGGUGACCAUAUAACGCCAAGAGGCCCAAAUAUCCACCUCCUUCCACUCAUGGGAGAGAUAAUCGACGUGUCUCGACGGCUCAUCCUCAAUUAA